AUGAGCUCCAAGCGAAAAGCCAGAUCGGCCGAGACGACUGGAUCCAGAAAAUCAUCUCGCCGUGGCAAGGGAGGAGACGGAAAAGAUCCCAGUAUCGACAAUCGUCUUGCCGACACAAAACCAGAAGAAAUCUUGGAAGUUUUUGAAAGUGAAGAACUGGAUCAGGGUGAAGAAGAUGAAGGCGAAGACGAAGAGAAGUACGGCGUGGUGAUUCUCGAUGUGCGUUCCUCCGAAGAAAUACUGAAGGAUGGUUUUCUGAACACUAUGGGUGCCAAUACCGGGGAAAUCCGAAAACGAUGCUUCGUGGAAUGGGUCCACGUGGAUGGAAGCAUGGACGCUGGUUGGAAACUCCUCAAGGCUACGGCUUUCAAUCGGUUUCACAGCUGUCGUACUCCCAUUAUUGUGCAUUGUGCAACGGGCAAAAAGGCUGCAGAGGCCAAAAAGGUCUUGACCAAACUCAAUUAUCAGUGUGUCUACAAUGCGGGUGCCUACGCUGCUUUGAAAUACUUGCAGGAUUAUCUAAAUGGCUUUGAACGAAAGUGA
Messenger RNA from Seminavis robusta, 543 nucleotides. NCBI's taxonomy places the organism in Eukaryota, Bacillariophyta, Bacillariophyceae, Naviculales, Naviculaceae. The record is from the annotation of a GenBank genome assembly.